This is a messenger RNA of Gymnogyps californianus (California condor), 565 nucleotides long. Its product is annotated as guanine nucleotide-binding protein G(o) subunit alpha-like. The coding region runs from base 1 to 426 and encodes 141 amino acids. Lineage: Eukaryota; Metazoa; Chordata; Aves; Accipitriformes; Cathartidae. Gene Ontology annotation, biological process: adenylate cyclase-modulating G protein-coupled receptor signaling pathway; G protein-coupled dopamine receptor signaling pathway. Gene Ontology annotation, molecular function: G protein-coupled serotonin receptor binding; GTP binding; G-protein beta/gamma-subunit complex binding. Gene Ontology annotation, cellular component: heterotrimeric G-protein complex. The record is from RefSeq and is a predicted model, not a curated record. The transcript is spliced from 3 exons.
AUGAAAAAGGCGCACGGACCGCCUAACAUGUCUCCCGAAGUUGCCAGCGGAGCAGCAGGGAAUGGCUUUCUGUUCAUCCCAAGAAACCGCAUGCACGAAUCUCUCAUGCUCUUCGACUCCAUCUGUAACAACAAAUUCUUCAUCGAUACCUCCAUCAUUCUCUUCCUCAACAAGAAAGACCUAUUUGCCGAGAAGAUCAAGAAAUCGCCUCUGACCAUCUGCUUCCCUGAAUACACAGGUCCCAACACCUACGAGGACGCGGCCGCCUACAUCCAAGCACAAUUCGAAAGCAAAAACCGCUCCCCCAACAAGGAGAUUUACUGCCACAUGACGUGCGCCACAGACACGAACAACAUCCAGGUGGUAUUUGACGCCGUCACCGACAUCAUCAUUGCCAACAACCUGCGGGGCUGCGGCUUGUACUGACCCCGGCGGCGCAAAGCGACUUCUUUGGUGGCGGUCCCGGCGCCAGGAGAGAAAAGAAACAAAAAAAUAACGAAUAAAAAAAAAAAAACAACCCAACCCAACGCAACCACACACAGACACACACAAACACACGCGCGCG